AUGAAAUAUACUUAUCCAAAAGCCCGUACAGCUAUUUCUGGAUUCCUCGCUGAUUCUAAUUAUGAAACUGAGAUAGAGCAGGGCCGAGGGAAAAGGAGGAAAAAGAGUCGACAAAUUACAUCAUCAGACAGUGAUUCUAAUUCUAAUAUCUCAUUAAAAUUAACGACGAAAAUUAUUCCUGCUCCUCCUCCUCCUGUGUAUCUCAAGGAAGCUUUCUCCAACAUUCAACACUGUGAUAGUGAUUCAAAUUCCAAUACUUCUUCAAAACUGAUGAAGAGGAAUGUUUCUGCUUCCUCUACUAUUAAGUUAAGUGAGGUUGAAAAGCUUCAAAAAGAAAAGUUUGAAGAAACAAACGUAAAUAAAAGGGUUAAAACAAAAAGGUCAUUCUCUAAACAUUCUAACAUGAACAUGACAAGAAAGGAAAUUCAAACAGCAAAAGAAAUUGCGACCUCGAAAAUGAAAAGGCCAAAAUUAUUAACCUCAUUAAGCAAGACUGUAAAAUCUCCAUUAAAACCUGUGUCAUCAUCUGUGUCAAUAUCUUCUUCAACUUCUUUCAAUUCAUUGUUUACAAAUAGUUCUACUAAUUCUAAUACAAGUGCUGUUCAAGAAAAAGAAAAUCUUUCUUCAAAUGUGCAAUCACCGAUGCAAGAUACAAUACCUGAAGACAAUUUGUUUAUUGAUGAUCUAACUUUAACGCAAGAUUCUAUGCCAACCGAUAAUUUUAAUCGUAAUUCUAAGAACAUCAACAGUGACUCAAACUGCGAAAAUUCAUCACAAUUAUCUAAUUUAAGCACUUCUCACCAUACGUACGGACGUAAAACAUUUAAAGAGCAGUUGCCUGAUAAGAACAAAGAGGAGACAUUAAGCUUAUUCAAAACGAAACUUGACAGAACACUUGUUGUAAUGGAAGAAGUUUCUGGAAAGCUAGAUAUUCUCAACAUGAACAUGACCAAGCUCAUGAGAGCUAUAAUACCUUCAGAAAAAAGAAUUUCGCGUCCUGAAAAAAUGCCAGCAUUACCGCUUAACACAAAACAAGAUUUAGAAGAAUUUAACAAAUUCUUGGAAGCGGAUCAUAAUUUAGCUGCUGCUUGUCAUUACAUGUCCAGUUAUAUGAAAUUAAGCGUGAAGAAUCCCGAAAGGAAAAGCGCAACAAAUAUGCUAACAAAAUUACUCUCUAAUACACUGGCAAGUGAAAUAAAUUGUGAUGGAGGUAAUGGGAAAAUUGCUUUCAAAUCUCUUAAACUUUAUGAUUUGUUUCAAGGAACUCUUCAAAUAGCUUUUUCGAAUAGUGAUCUCAUUGAAGCAAAUACAGCUUUGGCUAGGUGGUUAAAAGAUGCAAAAUGGCGCAAGCAGUGUGACGGCAGUUUGGGAAAUAGGAAGAGGAAAUUGUAAAAUUACGACGAAACAAGAGUAGCAUUUUUUAUAAAUAAUAUAUCAAAUGUUUAAUUACUUAUGGGUUCAUCAAUUCUUAUGGGUUCAUUAUGGGAAUAUAUCAACUUGAGUAAACAUUUUGCACAGAACAGUAUGGGAUUAUUUGAUAAGAUUUUUUUUAUACUUUAAAGAAAAUGUGAUUGUUAUUUUAUGGCAGAAUCUUUAAUAAGACUACUUUUUAUACAAUACUCUUUAAAGAAAAUGUGUUUAUUUUACUUACUUAAAAAAGCUUUAUAUUGUUACGUUAUAUUAUUACGUUAGCUAUUGGGGCUCUCUUAUGGUUUUUUUUAUUUUCAUUUAUUAGAAUUAGAUAAAUGGCUGUGUAUGUGUAAUAUUUUAGUUUAGAAAGCGUAUAGAGAGAUUUUGACAUUGUUAAAACAUUUAAAUAUUCUAAGCGAUAUUUCCAAAGAUAAUAAUAUAUGUAUACAUACAUGUAUGUACAUACAUGUAUAUACAUAAUAUAUACACACUUCGGCAUACAAAGUACCGAUUUCUUUUAUAAAUUCUAGUUGGUAAACAUUAACAUAUUCUUUUGACAAACAUUUAUAAUAAAUAAUAAUGAUAAUAGUAAUAAUGUUAUAUGUAUUAUCAAUAUAUGUA
Vollenhovia emeryi is the source of this 2031-nucleotide messenger RNA. RefSeq lists its product as uncharacterized. NCBI's taxonomy places the organism in Eukaryota, Metazoa, Arthropoda, Insecta, Hymenoptera, Formicidae. The transcript is spliced from 5 exons. Bases 1 to 1392 code for a protein of 463 amino acids. The record is from RefSeq and is a predicted model, not a curated record.